Molecule: messenger RNA, 1323 nt
Organism: Arabidopsis thaliana (thale cress)
Lineage: Eukaryota; Viridiplantae; Streptophyta; Magnoliopsida; Brassicales; Brassicaceae
Product: Cysteine/Histidine-rich C1 domain family protein
Exons: 2
Coding region: 1-1323 (440 amino acids)
Source: RefSeq, marked reviewed
AUGGGUCAAGGCCAAAGCAGUGAUAAAGAAGUAAUGCCGAGAUGCGUUGUGUCUGAUCCGGCUCAACCUCACAACUUCUCCCAUAGAUCCGAGCAGAAGGUUAAGCACGACUGCUUUGGGUGCGGGAAAAGUGACGUUCCUUGGGAGAUACGUGAGCGUCCUUUGUAUUACUACUGCACCAUAUGCGAUCUGGAGUUCCAUAAGAAUUGUCUUGAGUACCCAACCAAGGUUUCGUCCUGCCGGGUUUGCUACAAGAAUGUUGACAUCAAGUAUGGUCAAUAUUCUUGCAACCAUGAGGAGUGCUUUUAUGUAGUCCAUUCAAAAUGUGCAACACACGGAAAAAUAUGGGACGGGGAGGAACUCGAAUGGGAAGACGAAGAAUCUGAGCAAGCCGAAGAUAUUGCUCCAUACAAGAAAAUAAGUGGUAGUUUAAUAGAACAUUGUUGGCAUCAACAUCAUUUUCUAAAGCUGGAGAAAUACGAGGGUACAAGAGACUCAAAAAAGCAAUGUCAGGCGUGUAUGCGUCCUGUCAACCCUCAUGAUUUCUACAGUUGUAUCGAAUGUGAAUUUUUUAUCCACGAGGUAUGUGCCAAUCUUCCUCGGAAACUGGAUCAUGCGUCGCACAACCACCCUCUUUACAUGGACCCGUAUCCAAUAUACGAUCGCAUGCAUAUGAACUUAGGUUGUUCAGUUUGUUUUCGAUAUUCAAGUGGUUUGAAGUACAGAUGCAAAAAAGACGGAUGUUCGGAAGGUGGCAAACAAUUUCAGGUAGAUGUUAACUGCAUUUUAGUUCCUGAGUGUUUCACCCAUGAAAGUCAUGCAGAACAUCGUUUAUUCAUAUCCACCUUCGGUAAGGACAAGCGUGAAUGCCAAGGUUGCAGAUGGAGACAUUGUCAAUAUCUUCUACAAUGCGUUUCAUGCGAAUUUGCUAUAUGCUACACAUGCGCCACAAUUCCAAAUGAGUUAUACCACAAAUAUGAUGAUAAUCCUCUCUCUCUUUGUUACGGAGAAAAAGGCGUGGAUGGCACGUACUGGUGCGAAGUAUGUGAGGAAGAAUUAGACCCAAUGGAAUGGUUCUACACAAACACCAAGCAGUGCACUACAAUCCACCGUAAAUGUAUACUCGGAGAUAAUGUUUAUAUGAAGUCUGGUCAUACAUUCGAGCACUCUAGUGAUGAGGUGAAAGUUGUGUGCCAUGGUAGUAGCUCUCGUCCCAUAUGUCAUACAUGUCACAAAUAUUGCCCACAUCCUGUAUACUUUAAAGUCUAUAUGCCGGAUGGGACUGAAGUUGAUAUUUGUUCUGUAAACUGUCAUAAAAUCUAA